AAUCUCAAAAUCUUGUAUAUAUAUCUUAACAUAUACACACAGAUUCUAUAUCUCCUCUAAGAAGCUUUAUUCAUUCAUUGAUACACACCUUAAGACUUAAGUAACGUAACCAUGGAGUCCAAGAGUUUCUUGUUGGGAUCUUCUUCUUCUUCUCUUCCUUUGUUUGCUCUGUUCAACUUGUUCCUCAUAAGUUUCUGCAGAUGGGUUUCUUCUACACGCAUCAGUUUAUCUAGAUUCUUCCCUCUUCUUCAACAUCAUCAUCAAAGUAGUAUCGACAAAGAGAACAAUAAACACCAACAACAAGAGAGUUUGAUGAUCAAACAAGAAGAUGAUGAUCUAUGUAAAGAAGAUGCAGAGAUGGUUAUGAGAAGUUUAGGGCUUUUCUCUAAUAAUGAUGGUGAGCUUCAAGAACGGUACAGUGUUACGCAAGUUUCGAGUUUGUUCGAAGAGAAAGAAGCGAGUUUGGAUGAAGUGAAGCAAGCUUUUGAUGUGUUUGAUGAAAACAGAGAUGGGUUCAUUGAUGCAACAGAGUUGCAAAGGGUUUUGAGAAUCUUAGGGUUUAAAGAAGAGUCUUACUUAGACAAGUGUUUUGUAAUGAUUAGGUCAUUAGAUGGUAACAAAGAUGGAAGAAUCGAUUUUAAUGGGUUUGUUAAACUCAUGGAGACUAGUUUCUAUUGAAUUCAUGAUUCAAUAAUUACAUUUAUUCUUUUAUUA
This is a messenger RNA of Capsella rubella, 714 nucleotides long. RefSeq names its product probable calcium-binding protein CML30. NCBI's taxonomy places the organism in Eukaryota, Viridiplantae, Streptophyta, Magnoliopsida, Brassicales, Brassicaceae. The coding region runs from base 112 to 678 and encodes 188 amino acids. The transcript has a single exon. The record is from RefSeq and is a predicted model, not a curated record. Gene Ontology annotation, molecular function: calcium ion binding.